Messenger RNA from Osmia bicornis bicornis, 1137 nucleotides. RefSeq lists its product as uncharacterized. NCBI's taxonomy places the organism in Eukaryota, Metazoa, Arthropoda, Insecta, Hymenoptera, Megachilidae. Gene Ontology annotation, biological process: DNA integration. The record is from RefSeq and is a predicted model, not a curated record. Gene Ontology annotation, molecular function: nucleic acid binding. Bases 1 to 1137 code for a protein of 378 amino acids. The transcript has a single exon.
AUGGAAAGGGCCAGAAUCUAUUGGAUUCAGGUCACGCAGUCCACGUUCUUCAAGGAUGAACUCGCUGCACUCGCCAAAAAGGCUACGCUUCCGUCAACGCAUCCAUUUACGAGGCUCACCGCUUACCUUGACCAUCAGGGGAUCGCCAGAGUAGGCGGACGCCUCCAACACUCAGAGCUUUCGCACGACGGCAAACAUCCUGUCAUUUUGCCUCGGGAGUCAAGCUUCUCAGCGCUUCUCAUCGACCACGCACAUCGUCAGACCAUGCAUGGAGGUACGCAAUCCGCCCGCGCUUUUCUCGGACAACGCUACUGGAUUCUCGGUGGACGAGCUCCAGUGAAGACGCAUAUCCUGCGGUGUGUAAAGUGUGCUCGGCAGAGGGGGAUCCGUGCCCAUCAACUGAUGGGCCAUCUACCUCUUUGUCGGGUCACUCCAUCGCGCCCGUUCACCCACACUGGGGUGGACUAUGCAGGACCGCUCACGCUGAAAACUUGGAAAGGCAGAGGAGCCAAGACGCAGAAGGGGUGGAUUUGCGUCUUUCUUUGCUUCGCAGCCUCAGCUGUACACUUGGAAGUUGUCACCGAUUACUCAGCCGACGCAUUCAUCGCAGCUUAUCGCAGAUUCGCAGCAAGGAGAGGAACUGCAGCCUCUCUCUACUCAGAUUGCGGUACCAACUUCCAAGGAGCAGACGCACAGUUAAAAAAGCAGUUCAAGGACAGCACACGCGAAAAUCAAGACCUCGCAGCUCUACUCGCCAAGGAUGGUACGCAGUGGCACUUCAACCCUCCUGCCGCUCCACACAUGGCUGGAAAAUGGGAGGCAGUGGUCAAGUCUCUCAAAUUCCAUCUGAAGAGGACGAUUGGAGAUGCUUUAUUGACGUUCGAGGAAUCAAUAACAUUGCUCGCGCAGAUUGAAGCCAUCCUCAAUUCACGACCGUUGGAGCCACUCAGCGAUGACGUCUCAGCCCUAUCACCAGGACAAUUCCUGACAGGAUCGCCGCUCAACACAGUACCAGAGCCCACGCUUCUCGACGUCUCAGUCAACCGAAUGUCAAGGUGGCAAUUUCUGCAGCAGCGUCUCCAACAAUUUUGGAGACUCUGGUCCACGCAGUAUUUGAUGACUCCAGGCCAUCUCUAA